This is a messenger RNA of Physcomitrium patens, 1208 nucleotides long. Its product is annotated as DNA polymerase zeta processivity subunit. The record is from RefSeq and is a predicted model, not a curated record. Gene Ontology annotation, cellular component: zeta DNA polymerase complex. Lineage: Eukaryota; Viridiplantae; Streptophyta; Bryopsida; Funariales; Funariaceae.
GCCACACUCCCUCUCUACUCUUCUCUCCCUCACUCUCACACACACAUUCAGUCAUUGUGGUCUCCAUUUCAUGUUCAUCAUCUUAUGAUUCAUGAUUUUUAUGAUUUGAGGUUUUGGGGACGGAACCCAACUCGAGCAUGUUACGGUGUUGUUGUUUGAGUUCUUGGCUCUCGUGCCCGACGCUUCGUUGCCACCAGCAACGGAUUUUCGUCGGGGACACAUCACGGCAGCAGCGCAGAGAGAGGGGAAAUUGCUUGUGCGUCGGGGUUCGUCACCAGUAGUAGCAGAUUGCGCGUGGGUGUUCAAUGGAGGUCGUUCGUCUCGCUGAUCAAGGAGAUGUUGCUGCGCUGUUUUGCGAAUUCUUGGAGGUUUGCAUUCACCAGCUUCUGAGUGUGCGAGAAGUGUACCCGCCAGCGAUCUUUGAAAGGCGGCGGUAUUUUAAUGUUCCUGUACAGUGGGCUCGUCAUCCUGAUUUGAGGGAGUACAUACAUUCAGCGGUCUCCAACCUCCAGACUUGGAUCCAGCAAGGUGCAGCGGAGAAAAUCGCAAUAAAGUUUCUGGACGCUAACCAAAUUCCAGUGGAGAAGGUUAUCUUCAAGUUGUGUCUCAAGAAGCUGACAGGGACAGGAUUGCCCGCACAACACCUUGAAUUCGCUCUUCGAGGCUUCCUCCUCAAGAUCUGCGUUAGUAACUCUGCGCUGCCACCUUUACCUCCAGACUGUUCGUGGGAGCUGGUUGCUUAUAUGAAGUCACUCUCUGCUGACAAUGCCAGCAAAUCUCAGUUCUGGAUACCUGCUGAUCCUAACGACCGUUCGAACCAGAGCUUCACAAUCACAACCAUCAAGUCAAUGCGUAGCAGCUACUUGGACAUGCAGUUGUACGUCGAACGCCCUGGAGUAGAACCUCAAAAAGAGAGUAAAACGGAGCCUUAAUGGAACGUGUGGGUUCUGGAGCUCAAUCUCUCGUACGUGUGUUCAUUCCAAACGUGGCAUGGGUACCUGUAGCAGUCGUAUUCUUCGCAUCUUCGCAUCUUCGCUUUUGGAGAAAUAUGAUUCUGUUACAGAAAGCGCUUUUCCAGGAGCUUUUUGUGGAUACACAGGGUUUAGAAAUUUAGGUUGGGGUUAACAUUACACUCUUUGUGGCGCGAUCCUGAACUUUAAGUUGCAAUCCUUGUGGAAUUUAGUUGCACUGACGGGGUUUUGCUCUUU